This is a messenger RNA of Onychomys torridus (southern grasshopper mouse), 1095 nucleotides long. It is a transcript of the gene C6H4orf33, whose product is annotated as chromosome 6 C4orf33 homolog. The transcript has 8 exons. The coding region runs from base 360 to 965 and encodes 201 amino acids. NCBI's taxonomy places the organism in Eukaryota, Metazoa, Chordata, Mammalia, Rodentia, Cricetidae. The record is from RefSeq and is a predicted model, not a curated record.
CGGAAGACCGUGACAGGCGCAGGCUCUCGAUACACAUUCUCGUUGCCCUCCGAGUCUCGGUUUCGCAGACACUCAGCGUCCGUGGGGCGUGUGCAGGGAGGGCUGUGGGUCCUGGGGCUGAGGGGACUCGAGUCCCCUCAAGUCAGCUUCCAGCUGUCGCUCCUGCUCCUAGAAAAGAGAGCUGUUGUCCAAUAUUUAACCCUGUCACGUAGUCGGGAUUCUGGGUAGCCUGCAGAUCCUGCAGAACUCCAAGUCCCUCCCCCUAGAACGUGUGCUGGGCGGAGCCUAGGAGGGAGCCCUCUUUGGGGCCAGAGACCACAGCAGGGGCCCACAGCUGAGCUGGAACUGAGAACUUCCAGAUGAAUUUUAAAAUUGAACACACUUGGGAUGGUUUUCCAGUGAGGCAUGAGCCAGUGUGUAUCAAACUGAGUCCAGGGGACAAGGGAGUGAAGCUGGAGGUUUGUGCUCCAUUUUUCAAUGACCCUCCAGCUCCUCCUGGAGAACCAGGAAAGCCUUUCAGUGAACUGUGGAAUUAUGAAGUUGUGGAAGCAUUUUUCUUGAAUGAUACAACUGAGCAGUAUUUAGAAGUUGAACUUUGUCCACAUGGACAGCAUCUAGUUCUUUUACUCUCUGGAAGAAGAAGUGUUUGGAAAAAAGAACUUGCAUUAUCAUUCAAAGUGUUCAGAAGAGAGACAAACUGGGAAGGCAUAGCUUUUCUUCCUUGGAGUUAUUUUCCACCAAAGGUGACAAAAUUCAACUCAUUUGCAAUUCAUGGAUCAAAUGACAGAAGAAGUUACGAGGCCCUUUACUCUGUGCCACAGCAUGAACUGCAACAAGGGCAAAAACCUGAUUUCCAUCGUCUAGAAUAUUUCAAGCCUUUCAGUUUUAACACACUGCUUGGAGAAGAAUGGAAGCAGCCAGAGUCAGACUUGUGGCUAAUAGAGAGACCUGAUAUGUCGGAGUAGAUAACCAACUAUGUCAAUCGUUUCUCCUCUGUACCUCUUAAGAUUAGUAUCGGGGGAAAUGGCCAUGUGAAAACAAGCUACCUUUUUGGAGCCCAAUACCUAUGGUGGGACACAUUGCACAGCCUUAAUG